Messenger RNA from Mytilus trossulus (common blue mussel), 1995 nucleotides. RefSeq lists its product as uncharacterized. Lineage: Eukaryota; Metazoa; Mollusca; Bivalvia; Mytilida; Mytilidae. The coding region runs from base 1 to 1995 and encodes 664 amino acids. The record is from RefSeq and is a predicted model, not a curated record. The transcript has a single exon.
AUGUAUACAACAGACAACAUCAACCACCAACACUACCAUAUCCACGUAUACAACAGACAACAUCAACCACCAACACUACCAUAUCCACUUAAUACAACAGACAACACCAACCACCAACACUACCAUAUCCAUGUAUACAACAGACAACAUCAACCACCAACACUACCAUAUCCACUUAAUACAACAGACAACACCAACCACCAACACUACCAUAUCCACUUAAUACAACAGACAACAUCAACCACCAGCACUAACAUAUCCAUGUAUACAACAGACAACAUCAACCACCAACACUACCAUAUCCACGUAUACAACAGACAACAUCAACCACCAACACUACCAUAUCCAUGUAUACAACAGACAACAUCAACCACCAACACUACCAUAUCCAUGUAUACAACAGACAACAUCAACCACCAACACUACCAUAUCCACGUAUACAACAGACAACAUCAACCACCAACACUACCAUAUCCACUUAAUACAACAGACAACACCAACCACCAACACUACCAUAUCCAUGUAUACAACAGACAACAUCAACCACCAACACUACCAUAUCCAUGUAUACAACAGACAACAUCAACCACCAGCACUACCAUAUCCAUGUAUACAACAGACAACAUCAACCACCAACACUACCAUAUCCACUUAUACAACAGACAACAUCAACCACCAACACUAUUAUACCCACUUAUACAACAGACAACAUCAAACACCAACACUACCAUACCCACUUAUACAACAGACAAUAUCAAACACCAACACUACCAUAUCCACUUAUACAACAGACAUCAACCACCAACACCACUAUACUCACGUAUACAACAGACAACAUCAACCACCAACACUACCAUAUCCACUUAUACAACAGACAAUAUCAAACACCAAUACUACCAUAUCCACUUAUACAACAGACAACAUCAACCACCAACACUAUUAUACCCACUUAUACAACAGACAACAUCAAACACCAACACUACCAUACCCACUUAUACAACAGACAAUAUCAAACACCAACACUACCAUAUCCACUUAUACAACAGACAUCAACCACCAACACCACUAUACUCACGUAUGCAACAGACAACAUCAACCACCAACACUACCAUAUCCACUUAUACAACAGACAACAUCAACCACCAACACUAUCAUAUCCACUUAUACAACAAACAACAUCAACCACCAACACUACCAUAUCCACGUAUACAACAGACAACAUCAAACACCAACACUACCAUACCCAUGUAUACAACAGACAACAUCAACCACCAACACUACCAUAUCCACUUAAUACAACAGACAACAUCAACCACCAACACUUCCAUACCCACGUUUAUAACAGACAAUAUCAACCACCAACACUACCAUAUCCAUGUAUACAACAGACAACAUCAACCACCAACACUACCAUAUCCACUUAAUACAACAGACAACAUCAACCACCAACACUACCAUACCCACGUUUACAACAGACAAUAUCAACCACCAAAACUACCAUAUCCACUUAAUACAACAGACAACAUCAACCACCAACACUACCAUACCCAUGUAUACAACAGACAACAUCAACCACCAACACUAUUAUACCCACGUUUACAACAGACAAUAUCAACCACCAACACUACCAUAUCCAUGUAUACAACAGACAACAUAAACCACCAAGACUACCAUAUCCACGUUUACAACAGACAUCAACCACCAAUACUACCAUAUCCACUUAUACAACAGACAAUAUCAACCACCAACACUACCAUACCCACGUUUACAACAGACAAUAUCAACCACCAACACUACCAUAUCCAUGUAUAUAACAGACAACAUAAACCACCAAGACUACCAUAUCCACGUUUACAACAGACAUCAACCACCAAUACUACCAUAUCCACUUAUACAACAGACAAUAUCAACCACCAACACUACCAUACCCACGUUUACAACAGACAAUAUCAACCACCAACACUACCAUAUCCAUGUAUACAACAGACAACAUAA